Messenger RNA from Adineta steineri, 1545 nucleotides. The record is from the annotation of a GenBank genome assembly. NCBI's taxonomy places the organism in Eukaryota, Metazoa, Rotifera, Eurotatoria, Adinetida, Adinetidae.
AUGACUACAACACAUAUAGAUAAUGUUGAAUUAAAAAAUUUUAUACAUUUUACUGAUUUAGCUGAAGAAUCAUUAGAAAUAUUUCCGCCUAUUCAAGGAUAUGAACAAGUACCAUUAGUAACACUUGAUGAAGCUAUCGAACCAUUAUUAUCUAUUGUACCUGAUAUAAAACAAAUGUUAUGUAUUAUAAAAGAAAAUUGUCAAGAAAUAAAAGAUGAUUUAACAAUAAAUGAAUCAGCAUCAAUUAUGUUAUAUACAAUUAAUUGGCAACCAAAAGAAUAUUCAUUAAAUGUUAUUUUAAAUCGAACUUUACGUGAUGAGAAUCGUGAAAAAUUAAAACCAUGGUAUCUCUAUUUAAAAUUAUUCAUGAAAGCAUUAUCAAAACUUCCAUCAAUACAUUGUUAUGUUUAUCGUGGUAUUCAGAUGGAUUUAAGUUUAGAAUAUCCACAAGGAAAAACAUUUAUUUGGUGGGGAUUUUCAUUAUGUACUCGAUCGUUAAAUAUAUUUGAAAAUGAACAAGAUUUAAAUAGACAAGAACAAAGAACACGAUUUAAAAUUGAAUGUAAAUCAGCUAAAGAUAUUCGUAAUCAUUCAUUUUAUAAAAUAAAUGAUCAAAUUCUUUUAUUAUCAGCACAACGUUAUAAAGUUAUAUCAUCUCUUAAUUCCUCGAAUGGUCUUCAUAUUAUUCAAAUAAAAGAAAUUGAUUCAUUAUCUAUUUUACAAUCAAAUAAUGAUCAUACAUCAUCAAUUAGUUUAUCAUUUAGUCAACGAACACCUUCAUUAAAUAUAUCAAUUCGUGAUACAUCAUUCUGUUCAAUUGUAUUAAAAUUAACGGGAUCUCCAUCAACUUCAAUCUAUCAUAAUACUCAUUUAGAAAAUUUAUUAAGUCUUUGUAAACCAAAUUCAUUUAUUGAUUUAUCUGUACGUGAAUUAAUUGAUCAAGAUAUGCCAAUUAUUAUACAACGUGCAAUAAUUGAUAAAAAAUGUAAAGGACUUUAUUUAACAGGAAAUAAAAUAUCCAGUCAAAGUAUUUCAAUAUUAUCUGAUACAUUAUAUAAUAAUAUAACAUUAGUUGAAUUAGAUCUAUCUGAUAAUUAUUUAUCUGAUAAUGGUGUUAAAAUUCUUAUGGAUGUACUUUUAACAAAUAAAACAAUACUUAAAAAACUUCAUUUAGGUUCAAAUAAUAUAACUGAUCAAGGUGUACAAUAUCUAACUGAUAUGCUUAAAACGAAUCAAUCAUUAACACAUCUUAUGUUAAAUCGUAAUUCUAUAACUAAUCAUGGUGUAAAUUUAUUAUCAAAUGUUUUAGCUUUACAGAAUAUUUCACUUGAAGUCUUAUCACUUUCAUCAAAUAGUUUAAUAACAGAUUUAAGUAUUGAUUCAUUAAUUAUAAUGCUUAAACAUAAUGAAACAUUAAAAGAACUUGAUAUUCAAUGUUGUAAUAUAUCAAAUAUAAAUAAUCAACGUCUUCAACAAAUAAUUACUGAAAAAAAUAAUUUUAAACUCUAUACACAUACAAAUGAAAAUAGUUGUAUUUUAUCGUAA